Aedes albopictus (Asian tiger mosquito) is the source of this 10582-nucleotide messenger RNA. RefSeq lists its product as uncharacterized. Gene Ontology annotation, biological process: DNA integration. Gene Ontology annotation, molecular function: nucleic acid binding. Bases 6175 to 10497 code for a protein of 1440 amino acids. NCBI's taxonomy places the organism in Eukaryota, Metazoa, Arthropoda, Insecta, Diptera, Culicidae. The transcript has a single exon. The record is from RefSeq and is a predicted model, not a curated record.
UCUAGAUAUUAUUUUCAGAUCUUUUAUCUCUUAUAUCUAUCAAACCAAUAUCACACACUUAAAAAUUCUGAAAUUUGCACGAGACAGAAACAUCAAAGAACGUAAACAUUUUCAAGACUGAAUCACAAAUUGGACUCAAUUUUACACGCAUCAUGUAAGUCCUGGUUGGUUGCGUUAGAUGUCAACAAAUCCACUUCACCAGAAACGUAGAAUCAGUAUCACAUUCAUCUACCACCUUCUAACUCGGUGGAAUAGCCGAGGGGUAAGAGAUGUGGCUCACAAUCAGCAGAUCCUAAGUUCGAAUCCAGGUGCCUCAAUAUUUUGUUUUUAUAUGUUUUAUCCAUCAGAUCGGUUUUAGCGAUUGCUAGACGCUAAGAAAAUAUAAGUCCUGUAAGGCGUAAAUUUACAUGCUUUGACCUCUAAAUUUGUGUCUUUGAAGACGCUCGUAUAUGUCAGGUUCAGGACACCUAAAAUUACAUGAUUUUUUCUACUGCCGUAAUUCUGCAAAAUGACGUAAGCGACAUUCAUAGUUUUGGCCCAUUUUUUGGUUAUUAUGCAUAAAACUGUUGAUCAUCUUCUAUGUUUCUUUCCAUAGAUGAUAGAUUACGACUAGAUCUUGCAUUCUAAUACAACAGGCAUACCACUGUGUUAUUUUCACACCAGAUAUUGUAUAUAAUAUACCAGAAAAUAUCGACAUUUUGAAUGGCGCUUACGUCACUUUGCAGAAUUACGGCAGUCUAGGUGUGCACAUUUUGAUCUCAAUAUCAAAAUAUGGUAUUAUUGAGCUUUUUUCCUCUACCCGGGGAGAGUCAUCCGACCGGUACAAGAAGACGUGAUGCGUAGCGAGCUAGGUGGAUCGACCAAGUGGAGGACGAUCUGCGGACCCAAUCAGUUCAAUAUUGUUCUUUCAAAUACUUACUGUCGAUAAUAUUAAAUACUACCCAUAAGUCAUCCCGAAAUCCUACAUUCCAACAUGAAAGUCCGAAGAUCGAUGCAUUUUUCUACAGUAGGUAUAGCCGUCCUAUGAUUCAUCUUUCGCGAACUACCUAUCAUUCCUCUUCCCAAUCAAAAUCCAAAUGGUAUAAUAACACACACACACAUUUCCAACACUGAAAACAGUGUGGGACCAUGAAGUGUCGUUUAGUAGCUCUGACUGGCGACGACGACGACGACGACGUUCUCGUCGGCGCGCGGCGUCCACGUUGUUUUGUGGGGCGCGAACUGCAAAUGAGUCAAUUUCCAGCGAUUGGAUAAUGGAGUGCGCCAGCCAGCCAUACCCGAGCAGAGGAAAAUAUCAAAAUAAUAACAACGGAAUCACAAAACCUGUUUUUAUAUCUCGGUUUGUUAUUAUUAACUUAUUAAGUCAUCAUCGUUCCAUAACAUGUUCUGUUGGGCAAUCUUAUUUUUUUAUGAUCAUGCUCUUGGUAUAUUUUCUUUAAAUUACAUUUCAAUAACAUGUUUUGUUGUAGCACAAGUUCAGUUAUUAUUGUGUCAUUGAGACUGUACAAAUAUUUGAUCAUUAAUAGGGGGAUUAGGGGCAUAAUGGACACCCUAAGCAAAUGAGUAUGUUAGGCCUGUAUAACAGACAAAAACUUAACAUAUUAUCAGUUGGCUUACAACUAUAACUUGUUUCCUACGUAUUUCAAUCAUUUUCAGCUGGUAGAAUGUCAUUAUUGUGAAGAAAUAAUGAAUUGAAAACCGUGUGUUUUUUGGGGCUGGCAGGAAAGGUACGAGGCGAAAUGGACACCCAUCGGGGCAUAAUGGACACCCCUGCAUAUUUUAUGCUGUAUCUUUGAGAAUAUCGACCAGUUCAGUAAUUUGCCAAAGGAGAUCAAUACCACAGAUAUAAUACUCCAUCUUAGACGAGUUUACAUAACUUCAAAGUUAAUUAAAUAAAUUUGAGGCUAAAAUAAUCGGAUUGAAUAUUUUCAAACUCUCUAAAACGCCUAACAGUAUGCAACGCGUGUACAUUAGGGUGGCCCACACUUAUAUGAAAAGCAAAAAUUUCGAAAAAUGCCAAGUCUUACCUCCUGAAUCAGUUGUUUUGUACUCCCAGAAGCUACGUUCAAAAUUUGAGCAAAAUCGGUUGAGCCUAAGGGGGCGCUCAAAACGCUUGAAGUUUGUAUGGGAAAACUUGGCCAAAUGUAUGCAGAAAUUUUAGGUUUUCGAAUUUCGCCGCUAGAUGGCGCUGUAAGCGUUCAAUAAACAAACCCUUUUGUAUUAUUGUAGGUGACUAUAUGCCAAAGAACUUUGUCGAAGACCGCGAAGUGAUCCGACGGCUGUGAAAAAAGUUAUACCCUAGGCAAAGUGAGGCAAAGUAUUGAGAUUUCAUUAUUGAUAUUAUUCCUUUACAUGUAUUGGAAAAAUAACAAUAAAGUUUAUCCUCACUUUACCUAGGGUAUAACUUUUUUCACAGACGUUGGAUCACUUCGCGGUCUUCGACAAAGUUGUUUGGCAUAUAGUCACCUACAAUAAUACCAAAGGGUUUGAUUAUUGAACGGUUACAGCGCCACCUAGCGGCAAAAUUCGGAAGCUUAAAAUUUCUGCAUACAUUUGGCCUAGUUUUCCCAUACAAACUUCAAGCGUUUUGAGCGCCCCCUUAGGCUUAAUUGAUUUUGCUCAAAUUUUGAACGUAGCUUCUGGGAGUCCAAAACAACUGAUUUAGGAGGUAAGACUUGGUAUUUUUCGAAAUUUUUGUUUUUCAUUUAAGUGUGGGCCACCUAAGUGUACAUCCAUUCAUAAUUGCCAGUGUUCAUUUCGCCCCGAAUAGAUUACAACAUUGAAAUUGCGAUUUUCAGUGUGUUCUGAUCAAAAAUAUAAUACUUCAUCCAUUGCUAAAUCUACGUAUACAUGUAGAUAAGCUAACAAUUCACUUGUUUGUAUGGUGGACACACUCAAUCACUCGUAAUACCUUAUUUGCUGCUGCUUCGAAGUUAUAAGAAAUCCACCAUAUGAAAAACAUACUUCAAUUUCAAUGAUAUUUUGGUUAUUUUGAAGGAAUAUAAAUGGUACUUUUGAAAAAUAGAACAAUGACUUGUUCCUUUACACUUAUGCAUUGAAAGUUUAACAUAAAAGUCAACGGUUUCGGCAAAAACAGGGGUGUCCAUUUCGCCCCGGGUGUCCAUUAUGCCCCUAAUCCCCCUACUACAACAUAACUAGCUUUGCAAUCAAAACUGCACAAUUCGAGAUUUUCGUUGUUCACAGCAUUCCGUGAGGAACUGUAAGAGAAAAUAUUAUUUUGUCAUCAGUUCCUCUUCUUACUGACAUUACGUUUUAACUGUGACAGUGCCAACUUAUCAGCCUUUUGUUUUAUAAGCACUUUGAAAAGUAUACCUGUUUUUUUGUCCCAGUUUCAGUUAGGUAUAAUACGAAAACAGAGAGUAUAAUAGAGUGUUAGCCAUUUUAUGAAACAUUUUGGAUCAACUGGUGGAAUUCAAGGAUGACCAACACAUUUUCGACAAAAAUGUUAAAGAAAAGUUAUCAAGAACUCCAUUAAUUAUUUUUAGAUAUUUUAUUUUUAUUGAUUUCACUGCAUCGAGCCCACUUAGAUUCACUUGAAUAAAUGUGUCAAUCAAUGAGGUAAUAAUGUAAAUUAAUCUUAUAAACAAUGAACCACCAAAUAAAGGAUUUCAAAACGACGGUAGUUUUUCAUCGUAAGUUGUUUGGAAAAUAAACGAAAACUAUUGUUUCUCUCUGUUUUCGAUAAUAAAUCGCUAGCGUCCGAAUUAUGAAUGAAACAUUCAACAAUAGAUCCUAUUGUUGCGUAUCCCAUUGAAUGCAUAUGGGACUUUGGAGGAGUUCCUAUCCGUAACAGAAAAAAAGCAAAUUUUGUUUUCAGAUUGUUAUCAAUAACGUAUUCAUAUCAAAAUUUGCUAUUGAAAUAUUUUAAAAACUCGAUAUUAUUAAGUUGUUAUUGAAACUAACAAAACUUGUUAUUAAACAGGUCAUCCACGAACAUUUUUUUGUUAUAAUUUUUGUUAUUUUGCCGCUUAUGACAGACAAGUUAAUAACAGGAUAUGUUAUGACAUUGUAAAUAACAUGAAAAUAACUUUUUCCGCUACUCAGUUAUUUUUCCAAAAUAACACAUUUUAUUAUGCUGUUGCUAUUCCCUUCUGCUCGGGUAGUGCGCAGCAUAAAGCAACCGACCUUAAUAGUUAUAGCACUUCAAGUGAUCUCUACAGUCUCGCUCGACUCGAUUAUGCACUUUUGUGUAGUGCCGUAUGAAGUGUGCUUUACCAAAGCAUCGUUGUCGUCGUCGUCAUCAUCAUGAUCGUCAUCGUCAAUACUAUUUUUUAAAGCGCGCACGUUUUUCAUCGCAACCUCAAUUCAACGAAAGGAGUGGACUUUUUUUGCCUUUCUUACUAACUAAAGUUGUCGUUGUUUUGUUUUUUUUUCGCUACACUAUUGCAGCUAUUCAGUUGGGUUUGAAUGCAUCCCCCAAGGAGAUGCCAUGGGAGAAGGGAAAUUACAGUACUCGUAUAUACCUCUCUUGGCUAAUAUUAUGCAACCGCGUUGGAUUGAUGGCGCAUAACUGUUCUAUUAGGUCGUGCGCCUCGAAGACGCCAUAGCGCCACCAACGCACGCGCAAGUUGACUACGCAAUUCUACGGUAUUGAGGCCUCCUGGAAAAUUGUUGUCAUUAGUUGAAUUUGUAAAGUUAUAGACUGAUUUUCAUCGGCCAUUUCAAUUAUGAAGCACGUACCCAAUGUUAUGAUUGAGGCAAUGUAUUAUAAACGCCACAAGUCAUCAAUUAAUUUCAAACUUUGUAAAACUGAGCAAUUUGCUACCGUUUUGAAAAAAAAGCAUUCCAAAAACAGUCGUCACAAUGGGAUAAACGGUUCACUGCAUUAUUUAUGAUUAUACUCCAAACAAUGCCGCUGCCGCAAGCGCGCAGUCUGGUCCGCAGUCAACUUAACUUAAAGUGGUUAAUUAAACCAAAACACUAUCAUUAACUUCAGAGUCCGGGCAGCCGGCAGCAACCGGAAUCAUUCAGUCUCUUCAAUUCAAUGCUCCGGAAGGAGUGGCUAUUGUUGAUAUUAUUUCUUUUGGAAGCACACCCACUCAUGUCCACGUGGUUUGCUACCGGAGAUAUUGACUACCGCUGCCAUGGCUCACGGUCGGUAUCGUCAACGGGAUGUUAGGGUAACCUGGGGUAAUACGCACCUCCGGUGCAGAACGCCCUCACGCUAUUUCAUUAUAUAAGUGAAGUUCCGUCCGAUGCAAGCAAACAAGAUGUAAAAUUGAGCCGGACAAGCCCAAGAAUGACAAGAAUAUUCGAAUGAAAAGCGUGGAAAACGACGAUUUUCCGCAUUUCGAAAGAUUGUCUGAUUUGGAGCGCACGUAAUUUAAGCAAUUGCGCGCUGAUUAUAUGGAAUCAACUUACUAACUACCAUCCGCCUCCUACACCUGCCAUUUGCUGCCGUAAAUAGUAAGAUGGAGCCGCCUGGUAUUUCAUUAGGAUUUAAAGCGGGAAAUGCCCCACCUCAAGGUGCGUUUUGCUCCCAACAGUUUUUUAGCACCCAAAACGUAACGCUUUUUUAAAUUUAUAAUUUGAUUCGGUAAAAUUGAUACUACGCGGAUCAAAAGUUGGCAUCUUUUAGUUAAAUAAGUAUACUAACUUUUAAACCGCCAGACACCCAUACAAUCAUCCUAAUCUUAGUUAUAGGGUCACGUUUGCUUAGGGGGGUGCAUAUUACCCCACCUUUCCCUAUAGGAGCCAGAGGAUGGAAGACAUACGAUAAAGAGGCACAGUCACAUUUUGCUUUUUAAUUGGGGGUUUGUUUACAAUGAUUCUUUGCUUUGCUGUAUGAACGCCAUGCUUAAACUGAAGGGGGUACAUUGAUUCAGUUUUUAUUACUGCAUAACUGUUUAGUGCAUAUAAAGAGAUGAACCAGCCCACAGGUAUUCAGUUUUACGAAAAGCAGGCAGAAACUCAAUGUUUCGACUUGUCUUUAAUUGGUCGAUGUGUGUUCAAACUUCCUUUAAGAGGAUUGACUACUUAAGAAGUGUUGGAGCAGUACAAGCAAGCCAUGAUUUUUAGCCUUAAGUUGACACUUGCAAAUAAACUCUAUUCUAAUUUGAACCACCAAACUAUCAAGUUGAGUUUUACUCCCACUACACAAUAGUUUUUGGCGACGAGAUUUUUAACGAAGUCACGCAAAGUAUCGGUAGCAGAAUGAGUCCCGAAUUCGAAGCAAGCCUUCUAAGGAUUCUGGAGAACCAAGGAAGAAUUCUUCAAGAACUUUCCGCUUCAAGAUCCGUAGCAGGUCCAUCAGUUGGCGGAGGCGACGGUAAUCUGCAGUCCAACCAGCAGCAUCCGGAGGACCCACGUCGGCAGAAUCAGACGGAGUUCCUGAUCGAGUCCCUGUCAAGCAGCAUCAGUGAAUUCCACUACGAUCCAGAAGCGGGAGUUACGUUUGAAGCUUGGUUUGCAAAGUACGAAGACCUUUUUGAAGAGGACGCUCGAAAGUUGGAUGGACCGGCCAAGGUUCGACUCUUGCUCCGAAACCUAAGCACCGUAGCUCACAAGAAAUACGUGAACUACAUACUACCGAAGAAACCGAAAGAAGUUUCAUUCGAAGACACCAUCACCACCUUGAAGUCGAUUUUCGGUAGAAACACAUCAUUGUUCAACCUGCGGUACCAGUGCUUACAGCUACAGAAAAAUUCAUCAGAAGAUUUCUUCACGUACGCUGGAAUCGUGAACGAGAAGUGUGAAGAGUUCAAGCUACCGGAAAUCACCAACGACCAGUUCAAGUGUCUACUUUUCGUGUGCGGCCUGAAUUCAAGCAAAGAUGCGGAUGUUCGGACUUCCUUGCUGUCCAAGAUCGAGAGUACCAAUCCGGCAACCCCGAUGACACUACACUCAUUGGCUGAGGAUUGCCAGCGGCUCCUGAAUCUCAAGAAGGAUACUGCAAUGAUCGAGAAGUCAUGUAACAAGUCCAGUGUUUGCGCCAUCAGGAAUCCUACGAAAAUCAAGACGUCUGGUCAACAACAGCAGCAGAAACCGUCAGAUGUCCCGAACACUCCUUGUUGGCGUUGUGGAGAAAUGCAUUAUUCGAAGAAUUGCAAUUACAUCCAACAUCAGUGCAAGUCAUGCAAGAAAGUCGGACAUAAGGAAGGAUACUGUACCUGUUUCCAAUCAAAGCCGAAGAAGAAGAAUCGAGGUUUUAAGAAUCAGUCAGCGAAGGCUCAAGGAAUCUAUUCCGUCAAUCAGGUGAGUGUUACGGCCAACCGGAAGUUCACCACAGUCGAACUCAAUGGACACGCCGUCAGAAUGCAGCUGGAUAGCGCAGCGGACAUCAGUGUGAUUUCACAAGCAGUCUACAAGCAAAUGGGUAGUCCAGCCGGAAAACAACCAUCAAUCAACGUCGUGAAUGCUUCCGGCGAUGACAUGGGUCUCACUCUGGAGUUGUCGUGCUCAAUCACCUUGAAUGAAGUAUCCAAGCAAGGAAGAUGUUUCGUGUCCAAGGCAGAUGAUCUCAAUUUGUUUGGAGCUGAAUGGAUUGAACUGUUCGGACUUUGGGAUGUACCUUUCAACGCAGUGUGUAACCAAGUAUCGAUGAAGCAUCAUCCGGAAGCUGAGGGCCUGGUCGAUCGUUUGAAAGUCAAGUACAGCAACGUUUUUGAUGAGAGCCUGGGACUUUGUACGAAGAAGCAAGUAUCGCUAACUGUCAAGCCAGGAUCGAAGCCAGUUUUCCGUCAGAAGCGUCCAGUUCCAUAUGCAUCUGUCCAGAAAAUUGAAGAUGAACUGAACCGACUUCAAGCUUUGGACAUCAUUUCACCAGUGACAUACUCCGAGUGGGCCGCUCCAAUUGUAGCAGUUCGGAAACCGAAUGGCAAGGUCAGAAUCUGUGCAGAUUAUUCCACCGGAUUGAACGAAGCUUUAGAAGCAAAUCAUCAUCCGUUGCCGCUUCCUCAAGACAUAUUUGCAAAAUUGGCUGGGAAGAAAAUAUUUUCGCAAAUAGAUCUUUCGGACGCCUACUUGCAAGUCGAAGUUUCGGAAUCCUCAAGAAAAUUGCUGACCAUCAACACCCACAAAGGUCUGUACCAAUUCAAUCGACUUUCUCCAGGAGUUAAAACCGCGUCAGGUGAAUUCCAGCAGAUUGUGGACAGCAUGGUAGCAGAUUUGGAGGACGUAAGCGUUUAUCUUGACGACAUCAUUUUGGCAAGCAAUUCUCUGGAAGAACAUCUUCAGCAGCUGGAACGGUUACUGGCUCGCAUCGAAGAAUACGGAUUUCACCUCAAAAUCGAAAAAAGCAACUUCUUCAUGCAGCAGAUUCAGUACCUCGGAUUGAUUGUAGAUGACCAAGGAAUUCGUCCGGAUCCAGAAAAGAUCAAGGCCAUCGUCAAUAUGCCAGCCCCGCACGAUGUACCAAGUCUACGUUCGUUUCUGGGAGCAGUAAAUUAUUACGGCAAGUUUGUACGAGCAAUACACGAUCUUCGUCAACCAAUGGAUGCUUUGUUGAAAAAGGACGUCAAAUGGAACUGGAGCCCAGCUUGUCAGAACGCUUUCGAAGAGUUCAAGAGGAUUCUACAAUCAGACCUCCUACUGACGCAUUACAACCCAAACUUGGAGAUGAUAGUAGCAGCCGACGCAUCGCAACAUGGUAUAGGAGCAGUCCUGCUUCACCGAUUUCCAGAUGGGUCUAUCAAGGCUGUAUGUCACGCUUCCCGUACAUUGACUAACGCUGAAAGGAAUUACGCUCAAGGAGAAAAGGAAGGAUUAGCACUGAUAUUUGCCUGCACCAAGUUCCAUCGAAUGAUAUUUGGAAGACAUUUCAUUCUGCAAACGGACCACAAACCACUUCUUGGGAUAUUCGGAUCGAAGAAAGGCAUACCAGUGCAUACUGCCAACAGACUACAGCGUUGGGCACUGACACUGCUGCAGUAUGAUUUCAAGAUCGAAUUCCAGAAGACUGAAAGUUUUGGAUACGCUGAUUUGCUCUCUCGCUUGAUUGGACAACAUUCCAAGCCCGAUGAAGAUUAUGUGAUUGCCAGUUUGCAAAUGGAAGCAGAUAUUCGCAGUAUUCAAACCGAAGCCGUAUCAGUUCUACCAAUCACCAGUCAAUUGAUUUUGCAAGAAUCAAAAAAGGAUGCCACGUUUCAAGCAGUCCUCAAACAAGUUCGAGAUAAUUGGCCUUCCACGAGACAUUCCAAUGAAGUCGCAUCAUUCUACAAGAGACGUGAAGCGCUGUGUGAAGCGGAUGGAUACCUGAUGUACAUGGAUCGAAUCGUCAUUCCGAAGUCAUUGCAAUCACCUGUUCUCAAGCAGUUACAUGUUGGUCAUCCUGGAAUGCAAAGAAUGAAAUCUCUGGCAAGAAGUUUUGUGUUUUGGCCAAAUAUGGAUGCAGAUAUUGAAGACUAUGUCCGGAGAUGUUCAAACUGUGCAGCAGCAUCAAAAGCUCCCGUGAAAACAACUCUUUCAUCGUGGCCAAUUCCGUCCAUGCCCUGGUCUCGUCUUCAUGUGGAUUAUGCUGGACCAAUCAAAGGAAAAAUGUUCCUCGUCAUCGUGGACGCGUAUUCAAAAUGGCCAGAAAUUUUUGCAACCAGUAACUCGACCGCAACAAUGACGAUUAAGAAGCUGAAGGAAUGUGUCUCCCGAUUUGGAUGUCCAUUGACCAUUGUAACGGAUAACGGUACUCAGUUUUGCUCUGAAGCAUUCAGCAAGUUUUGCCAGCAGCACGGAAUCGAUCAUGUGAAAACUCCACCCUUCCACCCACAAUCUAAUGGUCAAGCCGAGCGAUUUGUGGAUACGCUAAAGAGAGCGCUUUUGAAGAUAGGCGGAGAAGACGUUGAAGAUGCACUGCAGAUUUUCCUUCAGACCUAUCGCUGUACCCCUAAUCCAUCCUUACCGGAUAACCGAUCACCAGCUGAGGUCCUGUUAGGCAGAAAAACCCGAACUGUUUUUGACCUGAUGAAGCCGCCGAUUUCACAACCAACGCAAAUUAAUGAAAGGCAGAAUGAUCAGUUCAACAAGCAGUAUGGAGCGAAACAUCGAUCGUUUGAAGCUGGGGAUACAGUUUAUGCUGAAAUUCAUAUUCGGAACGAGCGCUAUUGGGCCAAAGGUAUCGUUAUUGAGCAGAAAGGAAGUGUGGUCUACAAUGUUCUUCUUCAAGACGAAAAACGACAAGGUUUGAUAAGAUCGCACACUAACCAAUUACGGAAACGCAAACCGGACGGAAAAUGUGAAGCUUCAGCUGAGCAGCCUCUACCCUUACAAGUUCUGUUGGAGGAAUUUAGCUGUCCGGAUCAUGUUCCAACUGAAGAUAUUGAAAAUCCUGGGAACUCUCAACUGGAUAUUUCCGUAACUGAGCCCGGAUGUUCAAGAGGUAAUACGUGUCCUGAACAGAUGAAAUCAAAUUCUAUCGACGGAUCAUCGGAGGUUUGUCGUAGUCAGGAUCGGGUUCAAUCAAGAAAACGAACUCUACCUUUUCGGGAACCUUCAGGCAGGAAGCGGAGACUUCCUUCACAUUUUGAGUACUACGAGAUUUUCUGAAGGAGGAGAUGUUGGAGCAGUACAAGCAAGCCAUGAUUUUUAGCCUUAAGUUGACACUUGCAAAUAAACUCUAUUCUAAUUUGAA